Molecule: messenger RNA, 889 nt
Organism: Andrographis paniculata
Lineage: Eukaryota; Viridiplantae; Streptophyta; Magnoliopsida; Lamiales; Acanthaceae
Exons: 5
Coding region: 251-583 (110 amino acids)
Source: RefSeq, a predicted model, not a curated record
UGAUAUCAGGGCCCACAUUCUGCCUAUAUAUUUAGGCCCUCUUCCCCAACCUACUUUCUUUCUUUCCUCUUCGUGCUUGCCCUUUCUAGAGAGAGAGAGAGAAAAAGCCCACAACCACCACUACGGAUAAUUGUUUCUUUGCUAAGCUGACUUGGCAUUAGUCAACCAUACCACAAGUGUCUGUAAGGAAAGUUUACUGUCGCAAUUUCAGACAACAACUAAAAGGGAAUGGUUUUUCACUCCAGACAUCAUGGAAGGCAAAGGCAGAGCUCCCAAUGACAACGAGAAGCGACCUCCGGAGAAUUCCACACCCUCCAACGAAAACAGAAAGCUGUCUGAGAAUAGCGCCAGCACUUCUGUGUUCGUGAAUCACGCCGAGAUUGCUUGGAACGAGAUCAGAAGAAAAUGGGUCGGGAAUGUGUCUCAUAGGCCAGAAAGGACGAUGAAGGAUCCGAUUAUAAGCUGGUCGACGACUUAUGAAGAGUUGCUCUCAAACCACGAACCUUUCCCCGAGCGGAUACCUUUACCUGAAAUGGUUGACUUUUUGGUCGAUAUUUGGCAAGACGAGGGGCUUUUCGACUAGAUAGAUAGUUGUGACGAAUGUGGUUCACUUUGGAGGUGAACUUUCAGGAGGGACGAGAGGGCGGUGAUUGCGGCGUCGGUGGGCGACAAGGGCAGGGCAAAGCUGGAUGAACACAACAAUUAUCCAUUGUUGUUGUAGCAAAAGGUAAUCUUAUAUAUAUAAUAUAGAAUAGUAUAGGUUGCUGAGAAUCUGGAAAAAGAGGUAGCGUUAGCAAUUUAGCAGAGAUUUGCAUUUCUUUGUUGGUAAUGCAUCCAAAUUUUAGCUGACUUUGGUUGUCUAAAAAUUAAUUUCAUGCAUUUCACGUCA